AAGAGGCGGGAGCUUGGCUGCCGUGGAGCCCUAAGACAGAGCCCGAGCCGCGCCGCACCACCAAGCUUCUGCCCCCCCAGUGGAAAGCGGCGGUGGAGGAGAGAGGCCGGGCCCAGUCGGUCCCCCCCACCCCACGCACCCCGGACUCCCCCGCCCCCCAUCUCCAGCAGUCCGGCCGCCCCCUUGUUUUUUGCGCUUGCCGCGGCCCUGAUUAGCGUGUGCCUGGGAACAUCCGGCAGACCCCGUGCGCAGGCCUAUGUCCCAGAGACUGUGACACUCAUCCCGCCAGGAUGCGCCGCUGACUAGGGACAGCUGUCCGUGCAGGUGGGGCUGUCUCUCCCUCUGCAUGGGGUGAGUGCAGGCGGAGACGCCUCGUCCCCGAGACCAGCAGCGCAGCUUGCCGCCGGGGGCUGGAAAUGCCCAGAAAAGGCACUUGAGGCCGGCAGUGGCGAUUAGGGGUCAGCCAGUGUAACCUGGUAUAACGCCCUUGACUCCAGAGCCGCAGCGGGCUCGGAGCGUUCUGCUGGACCCGGCUGGGGACUCCACCCAGACCGCACUACCUGGCGACGCAGCCAGCGGCUGCCGAUUGGCUGCCACGCCCUGUCGAACCCCCUUCUCACCACCCCUCCCGCGCGGCCGCCCUGUGGCGCUCGGACGCCGAUUGGUUCGGAACGCUGUGGUCGUCAUAUAGGCAGAGAUCAGCCUAGCGCUUGCGGGUGGGGUUAGCUGCCCCUCCCGGGUUAGGAGGCGGGGCGGGAGAGGCGCGGCGCUGGGGCAGCUGCUGUCGCUGCGGCAGAGCGGCUGGCGCGCCUGUUACCUGUGACCGCUCACCCAGCGGCUGAGGCGGGAUGCUGAGCCUGCUGGAGGUCGGCGGGUUCGUGCUGGAGCGGGUGGCCACGGGCAGCCCCCUCUCGCUGGUGCUGGUUGCCUCCGCCUUCGUGCUGAGCCUGGGCUACCUGCUGCGUCUGGGUUCCCGGCGCCGGCCGCAGCCCGGCGAAGGGAAACACCCACCUUAUAUUUCGUCUAAUAUCCCUUUUCUUGGACAUGCAGUAGCAUUUGGAAAAAGUCCUAUUGAAUUUUUAGAAAAUGCCUAUGAAAAGUAUGGGCCUGUGUUUAGCUUCACUAUGGUGGGCAAGACAUUUACCUACCUACUGGGUAGCGAUGCUGCUGCUCUAAUAUUCAACAGUAAAAAUGAAGACCUGAAUGCAGAGGAUGUAUACUCUCGACUGACCACACCAGUCUUUGGCAAGGGAGUUGCUUAUGAUGUACCUAACCCGGUGUUUUUGGAACAAAAGAAAAUGCUAAAAACUGGGCUGAAUAUAGCUCAGUUUAAACAACACGUACCAGUAAUUGAAAAAGAAACAAAGGAGUACUUCAAAUCCUGGGGAGACAGUGGAGAAAGAAACUUGUUUGAAGCUCUUUCAGAGCUCAUUAUUUUGACAGCAAGUCAUUGUUUACAUGGGAAGGAGAUCAGAAGCCUACUCAAUGAGAAGGUGGCACAACUGUAUGCUGAUCUGGAUGGGGGAUUUACUCAUGCAGCUUGGCUUCUGCCAGGUUGGCUUCCUUUGCCUAGCUUCAGACGUAGAGACAGAGCACAUAGAGAAAUAAAGAAUAUUUUCUAUAAAGUAAUCCAGAAACGCCGGCAAUCUGGUGACAGGGAGGAUGACAUGCUCCAAACAUUGCUGGAUGUUACCUAUAAGGAUGGCCGUCUGCUGACAGACGAUGAGAUUGCAGGAAUGCUUAUUGGGUUGUUGUUAGCAGGCCAGCAUACCUCUUCUACCACCAGUGCUUGGCUUGGCUUCUUUUUAGCUAGAGACAAAUCAAUACAGGAACAAUGCUAUGCAGAACAGAAAACAGUUUGUGGAGAAGACUUGAAGCCCCUAAAUUAUGACCAGCUGAAGGAGCUGAACAUGCUGGACCGCUGUCUGAAAGAAACUUUAAGGCUUAGACCUCCUAUAAUGACCAUGAUGAGAAUGGCCAAAACUCCCCAGACUGUUGCUGGCUAUACUAUUCCUCCUGGCCAUCAGGUUUGUGUAUCUCCCACAGUUAAUCACAGACUUAAGGAUUCUUGGAUAGAAAGUUUAGAAUUCAAACCUGACCGUUACCUCCAAGAUAACCCUGCCGCUGGAGAGAAGUUUGCAUAUAUGCCAUUUGGUGCUGGCCGUCAUCGUUGCAUCGGAGAAAACUUUGCUUAUGUUCAGAUUAAGACUAUUUGGUCUACUCUGCUUCGUUUAUAUGAAUUUGAUCUCAUCAAUGGAUAUUUUCCUACUGUAAACUAUACAACUAUGAUUCACACACCUGAUAACCCAGUUAUCAGAUACAAAAAGCGAUCACACUAAGUUUUGGAGACAAAAUUAUUUCUCUAUUUAAAUUGACAAUUAAAUGGUUAAUAGAAAAGCUGGUCCAUUGGAUGUGUAGUGUUACAAAAGUGAGGUUAAUUGAACC
Chelonia mydas (Green sea turtle) is the source of this 2445-nucleotide messenger RNA. RefSeq names its product lanosterol 14-alpha demethylase. Lineage: Eukaryota; Metazoa; Chordata; Testudines; Cheloniidae. The coding region runs from base 849 to 2339 and encodes 496 amino acids. Gene Ontology annotation, molecular function: iron ion binding; monooxygenase activity; oxidoreductase activity, acting on paired donors, with incorporation or reduction of molecular oxygen. The record is from RefSeq and is a predicted model, not a curated record. The transcript has 10 exons.